CCCCUUACCUACUUGUAUGAAUGUAUUGUAUCUAUUGUGUAUGUACCACUUCUCUUCUUCCUCCGCCUCUCCUCUCCCCUAAUCAAGUUUCUAACCAACUGCAUCACCCUUGUGUGUGUGAAAAUUAGCUAGCUUUACUGUGUGUUUAUCAUAAAGCUUUGAGCCUUUUUAUUUUUUCGACCGUGUGUGAAGAGUUUUACAAGUCAAACACCUGGGUUUUUCUGCUACACAAUAUAAGAUCUUGGAAGCCCUGUGAGUAUUCAGGUUAUGAGACCCAUGUGUUGUUUUUUUAGGUUUUGUGGGGUUUGACUAGGUAACAUAGUUUUGUAGGUUCUUGGAUUGAUGAAUUUAGGGUUGGGUUCUUGAAAGUUUGGGUCUUUUUGCUGAUUCGAAGAUAGGUUUUGCUUUUUAGGUAAAUAUUUGAGGUGGGUUGGUGGGGGUGUGAGGAGCCUCUCUCUGUUUUUUUUUUUGAGUUUUGGCUGCCCAUUUUUCUUUACUGCAAAGUUAGGGUUUCUUCUAGGAAUCUGAUGUUACUAUGGACUAGUGAGUGUUGCUGUUUUUAGUUAUCAAAACAUGGCUGCUAGUGAUAACCCGUGUUUCGUUGAGUGGAAAGAGCAAUUUGUAUCAAAAGAGAGGGGGAACCGUGUGGUGCAUUAUUACUUGAAAGAUGUUGCCGGGGAAUCUAUUCUUGCUGUUGUCGGAACUGAGAGAAGUGUUAGGCACAUGUUCUAUGUUGUCUCUGAGGAGUUCUUGAGUGCUCAUGGGGGUGAGAAUUCGGAUUAUUCUGGUUACAGAUGGAGAUCAAGGAGAGAGGUUGUGAAUUGGCUUACGUCUAUGCUGUCGAAGCAGCAUCGACUUGGCAAUUAUACCAAGACACCAAAAGGUGAUACUACGUCUGCUGCCCAACAGAUCCACAUGCCAGUUUGUAAGGGCCGCCAUUCAAGGAAUCUGAAAGUACAUACAUCUGGCAUUGCGUGGUCAGGUGAAUCAUGGGCAUGUGGAAAACAACUGAAACACUACCCAGCAUUUUGCAGGAAUGGGAUUACAAUUGCGAUACAAUCGUUUGUCUUUGUCAUGGCUGAAGAAGAUGACCACCACCUUGCAUAUCUCGAAGAUAUGUAUGAAGACAAAAAAGGCCAGAAGAAGGUCAAAGUGAGGUGGUUCCACCAUAAUCAAGAAGUCAAAGGUGUUGUAUCUAUACGGAAUUCUCACCCUAAAGAAGUUUUUAUAACACCCUAUGCUCAAGUAAUUAGUGUAGAAUGUGUUGAUGGUCCUGCCAUAGUUGUAACUCGUGAACAUUAUGACAAAUUUCUAGCUGUGCUCCCUCAAGACGUGAUUGAUAGAAUACAUCUGUGCUACAGACAAUUUAAAAGUAACCGUGUAAAACCUUUUAAAUUGAGUAAGUUAUGUGGCUAUUUCGACCAACCAAUUUUUUCAUAUCUGGAGCAUGAAUUUUUGGAAGAUGAUGAUUAUAAGCCACAAGACAGUAUAAAAGUUGGAAGUAAGCGAACCAGAAGUUGUAGAGGGCGUGAACUGGUGUCAUAUAAAUCAGGCCAAAACAUAAAGUAUGGUCAAAGAAAACUGAUCCGUUCAAGGUAUGCUGGAUGCCCAUCUAUCGAGACUCUACUCUUCAAGCCUGAUGAUAAGAUAGAGCUACUCUGCCAAGAUAGUGGGAUUAGAGGUUGCUGGUUUAAGUGUACUAUUUUGGAAGUCUCGCAGAAAAAGAUACGAGUUCGAUAUGAUGACUUGAAGGAUGAAGACGGGUCUGGGAAUCUUGAGGAAUUGAUCCCAGCAUUCAGGCAAGCAGAGCCCGAUAAACUUGGUAUGAGGCAUAAAGGGCGCCAAAUAAUUAGGCCCGCUCCUCACAUCGAAUCACACCUGGCUUUGGUGGCUGGAGCGCCCGUAGACGCGUGGUGGAGUGAUGGUUGGUGGGAAGGAAUUUUAAUUGGAAUCAGCAAUCCUGAAGAUGGAAUACUGCAAGUUUUCAUUCCAAGUGAAAACUUGUUUCUGAAUGUACAUGGAAAGAAUUUGAGAGCUUCAAGAGAUUGGGUAGGCAAUGAGUGGGUUGAUGUUGAACCAAAUGGCAACAUUGUCUCGGCCAUAUCUGCAGCCAUCAUUUCUGAUGCAAAGCUUUCUGCAACCUCCACUGUUGACGAGGAUAAGUCAGAUGAUUUUCCGGUUUUAGAUCAUAUGCAAUUAAUUGAUGCUGAAGGCAAAAUUGCUAAAGAAGAGAAGCAUGAUUUAGAUUGUUCGGCUCCCCAGGAUUGCUGUCCAGAAAAUGUUAGGGUUGAUUUAGCUUGUUCUCCACUUGAAGAUAAAAUUCUGGAAAAUAAUGUCAAUGAGGCGGAACUACUGUUGAGAGUCGAGGACAAGAAAGGUAAUAUUGAAAUCAUCAAAAACUGCCGCGGGGAAGAACCUGCAGAUUGUGCUAAUGAUCGUACCAUAGUUACCAGGAAACGGGUACGCCCCCACGUUUCGCGAAUCAGUUCGUUCGACCCAGAACACGGGUCGUUUCCGACCCAGGUCGCCGGAAUUCGCUACCGGUUCGUCAGUUUCGGCGACUCACAAAAACUCCGGCGACAUGGUAAGAAAAGCGAACAAGGAAUAAAAGGAAGGCCUACUAUUUACGGAGGGAAGGAACGGCACAAGAAAGAAGAAAGAAGAUGCAGAUCGGAAAAACACGCAGAAAGAGGAAGAUGAUGAACAGUUGUGUAUCUCGUGUGUAUCUAGUUAUAUGUGCAGUACAUUUUUAACCACACAUGUACAGAUGCACAGUAGUACUUAUUUUAAUUGAACUUUAUCCAAAUAUUGUUUUUAAUUUAUAUUUUUUUAGUGGAAGGAUUUAAGAGGAUGCCUCAAUUGCUGUA
Daucus carota subsp. sativus is the source of this 2867-nucleotide messenger RNA. RefSeq lists its product as uncharacterized. The record is from RefSeq and is a predicted model, not a curated record. The coding region runs from base 574 to 2700 and encodes 708 amino acids. Gene Ontology annotation, molecular function: chromatin binding. Lineage: Eukaryota; Viridiplantae; Streptophyta; Magnoliopsida; Apiales; Apiaceae. The transcript is spliced from 7 exons.